Molecule: messenger RNA, 849 nt
Organism: Lepus europaeus (European hare)
Lineage: Eukaryota; Metazoa; Chordata; Mammalia; Lagomorpha; Leporidae
Gene: CCDC137
Product: coiled-coil domain containing 137
Exons: 6
Coding region: 7-843 (278 amino acids)
Source: RefSeq, a predicted model, not a curated record
CUGGAGAUGGCCCGGGCUCGUGGCGCGGCCGCGGCGUCGGCGGGCAAGGCGGGAUGCGGGAGUUCCGGGCGGCCGCGGGCGCGGCAGCGGCCCCCGCAGGGGAAGCGGCGCAGCAAGCCGCGGCCGGAGGUGAACUCCCGGCCCGAGGGCGCCGACCAGCAGGACAUCCCCUUCCGGCUCCGCGAGAUCAUGAGGAGCCGCCAGGAGAUGAAGGCCCCGCUCAGCAACAAGAAGAGGAGGAAGCAGGCCCAAGUGACCUUCAAGAAGACGUUAGAGCAGGAAGCGAAGGGAGAGGAGCCGGACAUCCCCGUGCCCAAGUUCAAGCGGAGGAAGUGGGAGUCGGACAGGGCCUACGUCCAGCGCAUGGAGCAGGAGGCCCAGCACGUGCUGUUCCUCACCAAGAACCAGGCCGCCCGGCGCCCAGAGGUGCAGGUGCCAGCCAGGAAGUCUGAGCGCCAGAAAGCGUUCCAGAGGCGGCGUCUGGAUAAGGUCCGGCAGCGGAAGGAGGACCAGGCUGCCGACCGGCUGGAGCGGGAGCUGCUCCGAGAUACGGUGAAGUUCGGUGAGGUCGUCCUGCAGCCCCCGGAGCUGACUGCCAAGCCCCGGAAGAGCAUCGGCCAGGAGGAGCCUGGCAAGAAGUCACUGCUGCUGCGUUCGCUCUGGAGCCCCAGAGCGUCCCAGCCUCCGCGCAGCUCGCUGGCCCGGGAGCGCAUCGUCAGGGAGGAGAGGGAGCGCGCCGUGCAGGCCUACAGAGCGCUGAAGCGGCAGAAGCAGCCGUGGCAGGGGCCACAGCCUGCACGGCCACGCGGCCCUGUUCCCCAGAAACGGGAGCCACUUCACUGACAGUGG